Messenger RNA from Morchella importuna, 222 nucleotides. RefSeq lists its product as uncharacterized. The record is from RefSeq and is a predicted model, not a curated record. Lineage: Eukaryota; Fungi; Ascomycota; Pezizomycetes; Pezizales; Morchellaceae. The coding region runs from base 1 to 222 and encodes 73 amino acids. The transcript is spliced from 4 exons.
AUGCGCAGGCCCCCUGACGUCUGCCCGGAGCCGCUUCUUUAUCGUCAACCCCAUUCAGUUUUUGAGAAUAGAAUUGUUAUUUGCGUCCAUCUGAAGUAUUUUGUUGUGCAGGUACCGCUGUCUACCCAUUUUAUCAUUAUCCACGAGCGUCCACUAUCCUAUAUCCUCCUCUCCCCACCACCUAAUAGAACACCUCCGAUUCCUCUCUUCGUAUUGCCCUGA